Molecule: messenger RNA, 1696 nt
Organism: Lolium perenne
Lineage: Eukaryota; Viridiplantae; Streptophyta; Magnoliopsida; Poales; Poaceae
Product: GATA transcription factor 4
Biological process (GO): cell differentiation; regulation of DNA-templated transcription
Cellular component (GO): nucleus
Molecular function (GO): zinc ion binding; sequence-specific DNA binding
Source: RefSeq, a predicted model, not a curated record
CAUCCAUCGUCGUCUCUCACCUCUCACUUCACUUCUCACCCUGCCCCCAGCUCCCUCUCCUAUAUUAAUGGUUUUGCUUCGGCGGCUUUCUUGUUACUGGUGCGCGAUUGCAGCUCCUCAGAGCUUUGCUUGUGCCGGCAGCUACCCAGGAGCUACAGCACACUCCUCCUCACGCACUGCCACUACGACCUAGCUCAGCUCAGCUCAGUCCGUCCAGUACUAGCUACUUCGCCAUUACUGCAAGCUCUGCUCCAUCCUUGUUACUUAGAUUUCCUUCCAGCCACUCACAAGCUGCACUGCACUUCCCCAGUUCUAUAAUUAACCUAGCAGCAUGGCAGCCGAGUGGGAAGCAGCCUUGGGCAUGGAGCUCGGCAUGGGGACGCACUACCACCACGCGCCGCCACCAGCCUCCUCGCAAAUGAACCACCACCACCACGCCGCCUUCUCCCACUCCCAUUCCCAGCCGCACCACUACCACUUCUACGGCGCGCCCUCCGCGCCCACCGGUGGCGAGGACCACAUGCGCGUCGACGAGAUGCUCGACCUCUCCUCCCACCUCGGCGCCCACGACUUCUUCCCCGGCGCCGCCGGCAAUGGCAAUGGCGGCAGCCACUACCACGUGAAGAGCGAGGCGCCCCCGACCCCGCCUGCUACUGCUCCAGCGUCUUCGUUCAACCUCUCCUCCUACGCCGAUGAGUUUUACCUGCCUGUCCCGACUGAGGAAGCUGCGGAGCUGGAGUGGCUGUCCAAUUUCGUAGACGACUCCUACCCUGACAUCCCCAACUACCCGCCGGCCAUGCAGGCGGCGAUGGCGGCCGCCGCGAGGAACGGCGGGGGGCGGCAGCCUGCAGCGGGGCAGGAUAAUUCCGCGUCGGCAGCGCCUGGCGCCCGCGGGGCACGGAGCAAGCGGUCCCGUGCGGCCUCCGCGGCGGCGGCCGCGUGGCACGCCCUCGCGCCGCGCCAGACGAUCUCGCCGUCCUCCUCGUCCUCCUCAUCCGACCUGUCGUCCUCCAAGCCGGCGCGUUCGUUAGGCGGUGGCGGAGGCAUGAAGAAGAGCGGCCUGACCGUCGAAGUGGGAGGGAGGGAGAAUGCCAAUGUUGGCGAGGACGGCGGCGUGCGGCGGUGCACCCACUGCGCGUCCGACAAGACCCCGCAGUGGCGCACGGGGCCGCUGGGGCCCAAGACGCUGUGCAACGCGUGCGGGGUGAGGUACAAGUCCGGGCGGCUGGUGCCGGAGUACCGCCCCGCGGCGAGCCCCACGUUCGUGCUCACGCAGCACUCCAACUCCCACCGCAAGGUCAUGGAGCUGCGCCGCCAGAACGAGCUCGUCCACAUCCGCGGCGGCGGCGGCGGCAUCGUGUCGGCGUCGUCGGGGCAGAACGGCGGAGGCGGCUCGGCCGAGCACAUGUUCCGCGACUACGGCGUGUGUUGAGUUGACCCGCGCGCCAAAGCUUGGAUCUUUGGUGGAUCCGAGAUAGGCCAGCGCCCGCGAAAAUUAGCUCGAUCGAUCUGCUUAAUUUUGCAUGCAAAUUCCUUUCCUUGCCUCUUUUUUUUUCGCAAUUCCUUUUUUUUCCAUGUACUAUUUUGUUGCUUCCUCUAGUUCAUAUGGAUCUCUCUUUUUUUUGUCCGAAAUAAACAAUGACAUCUGUUGAAAAAUUCGGAAAUAAUCGGAAGUUUCAUCUAUUGCUUUGAGCUU